CAGGACUUGACAGAACUAACAAAGAUGCGACGAGGCGAUAUCCACAAUACUAACAUGCAGAGUAAAGAAUAGUAUUCACCGCAACCUUGAUGUGUUCUAUUAAAUGCCACAACACGCUGGGCUAUUAUUGAAUGCCGUAGCAGCGAUUUACUGCCUUGUCGCAUGGAGCCGUGAAGGAAUCGACAUCGAACAGUGAUUGAGUUUCUCAAAGUGGAAUAUUGUAAACAUUGGCCCGGAAACGGAAAAAUGAUAACACAGACUAAGCCCUUUUAGGCCAUCUCCUUAUGUAAUCCACCUGAGGGCUCAGAGCCAAUCAGCAACGACCGACGCAGUAUUCAUUGACGCAGCGGAACUUCGACUCUCGUCCUAAAAUCGCCCGAUAUCCCGUUCAUCAGCCGGACCCUGGACGUCGUGUAGUCUCCGGUUCCAAGUAAUGGAGGCUGUUGCAACUUCACUAGCAUGAUUCCGCACAUCGUGGAACCCCUCUUCAAAGCUACAGACUUACAACGUACACUCACCCAAGAAUGUCCGUGACUCUUAAAAUAUCCUCGCUGGUCAUCCGAACAUUGUCAAAACCUAUUGCUAACCAAAUCAAAGCACAAGCGCGUGAACAUGAGCGAUUCCGACGGUUAUGUGUUUCCUUUGCCCAGUCCCUCCACCGGAUGGAUAUGCGCCUACGGCUGGGUCUCCUACAGAACGCUGCGGCGAUAGAAAAACAGGUGGCGCGAGAGGCUGCUGCUGAAGCCCUCGCGACCAAACAAAAGCAUGGUAUCACGACCGUGAAAACAGAAGCACAAACCAAGCUUGAAGAGUCACUUGCCGCAAAACUAAAGGAAAAGGCCCAAGAGCCUCCGAAACCGCCUCCGCCCAUACGAAUCCGACCACUUUCAGAAGCGAAAGCCAUUGAUUCUGGAGCAACAUUUAUUAGUGAAACAUUUCUGUUUCUGGUUGCAGGUGGUUUGAUAGUAUUCGAGGCGUUCAGAGCACGAAGGAAAGAAACAUCAAGAAGAGAGGAUGUAGCAGAACGCCUCGCUGAAUUGGAAGAGUCCGAAAGGGCGGCGCGGCGCGGUCUCGUUGCGUUAGAGCGGGAAGUUAUACAGCUGAAAGCAAGGCUGGAGAAACAGUCGCCGAAAAGCAUAAAACGCAUCUUACCACGGGAUGUUUGGGAUGUUGAUGAAGAGGAGGAAGAGAUCGAAAAGCCUGGUUGGAUAUCUCAGGUUGUUGGCUAUUUUAAAUGGCCCAGGAAAGCGACUGUCGACAGUACGACUGCUCCUGAGACUGGCAAUUACUCUAGUCCCAUUGUCUCCUCAUCCGCAUACAAACCUUUGAGUGACUCUUCGCAACCGUCUUCCUCUUCGCCAUUACCGUCUCAAGUCUCCAAAUAAAGUUCAAUCGAUAUACCAUCUGAAGAUCAUCCCAGUAAUCAAACUUAUCUAUUUGAGGGAUAUUCAAUCGAUUUACGAGGAAAUCUACAUUGCAAAAUGGUUUCCAAUACCUACUUGACCGUUUCAAUUCUUCCAUGUAUAUUUUACUUGGUUUUCUAGCUGUCGAUACCAACAUAUUUUACCCACAUACCAUGCUUGCUUUUCUUAUAUCGCAGCUGUGGAAACUAAAUUCUCCACUCAGCAACCAACACGAGAAUUCUUCUCAGUUGCCAUGUACUGUACAAAGUCUUCCCGGCGCAUGUAGUUACGUUUCUUCUACUCAAGACUAGAUAGAUCGAGUUCGUUAGCUAGAGUAUAAAGAUAUUAAUCUAGAAUUUAAAGAUGCGACUCCCUCCACCGCGUUUUGAU
This is a messenger RNA of Blastomyces gilchristii SLH14081, 1793 nucleotides long. Its product is annotated as OPA3 domain-containing protein. Gene Ontology annotation, cellular component: mitochondrion. The transcript has 2 exons. NCBI's taxonomy places the organism in Eukaryota, Fungi, Ascomycota, Eurotiomycetes, Onygenales, Ajellomycetaceae. The record is from RefSeq and is a predicted model, not a curated record. Gene Ontology annotation, biological process: regulation of lipid metabolic process. The coding region runs from base 525 to 1385 and encodes 286 amino acids.